Messenger RNA from Pleurotus ostreatus (oyster mushroom), 1665 nucleotides. RefSeq lists its product as uncharacterized. The transcript has 7 exons. NCBI's taxonomy places the organism in Eukaryota, Fungi, Basidiomycota, Agaricomycetes, Agaricales, Pleurotaceae. Gene Ontology annotation, cellular component: membrane; endoplasmic reticulum. The record is from RefSeq and is a predicted model, not a curated record. Gene Ontology annotation, molecular function: long-chain fatty acid-CoA ligase activity. The coding region runs from base 1 to 1665 and encodes 554 amino acids.
AUGGCAUCCAAUAUCUCUGACUACCUCAUUACAGACGACCUCACCAUCCUUCUCGGCCUUAUUGGUGCAACAGUCUUCUUGCUACGGAAUCUCUACAAACCGCAGCCCCUUGUGCAUCCCAUAUUGCUGGGGAGGCAGAGUGAUGUCGCGAGAGUUCGCAAUCCCAACGAAAGUGCUGUCUACAGAAACUAUGGAACAGGCCUUAUGGGAAGGUUCCCCUUGAGACCAGCAAAGGAUGUACAAACAACGGCGGACUUCGUAAAGAUUGACUCGGACGCACCACGGACGUUGUGGUCAACAAAAAUCACAAAUUCCCGUCUUCAAGAGCGCAUUUCUGCGUUCGGCACCGGCCUCAUUCGUUUAGCUGGUCUUCAACCGAACGAGUCCAACGUCCUCCUUGGUCUCAACGAUGGACUUGAAUUCCUCAUCACAGACCUGGCGCUCGCGUCCUACUCCAUCCGCUCACUUACCCUCUCUUCAUUGACGCUGAUGUCGCCAGUGUUGGAAGCGCACCCGCUUUCUGUUAUCAUCACCCACGCGGAGUUCGUUUCUCACAUCUUGGAGCUUAUUUAUGAUGCGGACGGGCAGCAGCAAUACACCAUUAUCGUCGUCGGCGAGCCUACCUCCAAAACUCUUGCCAGCGUAUCAAGCAAGGUCAAGGUACUUCUGUGGUCGGACGUAGAGAGGGAUGGGACGCGUGCGGACAAAGCCUUCGCCCCUCAGCCUAAGCCCAGUGAUGUAUAUACCACUUCAUUCUUUGCCACUAAGGACGGCCAAGUACACGGUGCCGAACUCACUCACGAGAACUUCACCGCUGGCGUUGCAGCCGUCAGAGCACUCCUCCCUCUUUCGAACACAAUUUCUCCUCUAGACACCAUCGUUUCCUCACACUCACUCAGCACCGCAUACGGAAGGGCAAUCGCAUACACUGCCAUCUACGAGGGUACUAGCUUUGCCACCCUCGACAGCUCCAAAAUAUACGUAGAGGAAGAUGCCCACUUCUCCAAGGACGUUAAGGAUGUCCGCUCAGCAAUGAGGUUCCCCAUCCCCCCGCCAACUAUCCUAUUCAUCAACCCCGACCACCUAAAGUCACUCACCUCAUCCAUCCUGGGCGUAGCCAAGAAGUCAUGGCUUCUCUUCUCCAUUGCAUGGCGCCACAAGAUCGCUGGUCUGACGGAGGGCUUCGUCACUAAAGACAGCCUUUGGGACAGACUCCUCUUCGACACAGCUAGAGCUCGGGUUGUCGACGAAUGUGCUGGCUCGUUGAGAGGCAUCGUAGUCGCUGGAGGUCGUUUAGAUGCUUCAGAGCUGCCAUCUGCGCGCAUCGCACUGUCCAUCCCAAUAGUCAACGCCUACGUACAUCCAGCCGUCACCGCGCCAGUCCUUGCUUCCCACCCACUAGAUCUUCAAGAGUUCCCCGACACCGCAGACAAGUCAGCCCACGUCGGCCCACCCAGCAUUAAUCUAGAGACAAAACUGACCGGGGUGGAUGACGCAUCUGUCGAGGCCGGUGGCGAUCCCGUUGGUCUGUUGCUUGUUCGAGGCCCACCCGUAGGCAAAGUUGUUGGGCUGUCAUCAGAGGCACCGAAGUUGGAAGAAGACUGGAUUGCAACAGGAGAGCAGGCGAGGGUGCAGACCAACGGAUCUUUCAAAAUAUUGUCGUAG